Molecule: messenger RNA, 3526 nt
Organism: Branchiostoma belcheri (Belcher's lancelet)
Lineage: Eukaryota; Metazoa; Chordata; Leptocardii; Amphioxiformes; Branchiostomatidae
Product: patched domain-containing protein 3-like
Exons: 2
Coding region: 117-2891 (924 amino acids)
Cellular component (GO): membrane
Source: RefSeq, a predicted model, not a curated record
AGGUCACCAGCACCUGAAAAACCAGUUCAUGAGGAUAUCUGUAUUUUCCCUUCGUCUCACCGCAAGAGAAUGCUGGACAGCACGUGAGUAUAUGAGCGAGCUGUGAGCACUGAAACAUGGCCUACGCCUGUAUAGAGAGGCGCAUAAGUCGUCUGUUUGCCGUGUACGGAGGCUUCCUGGCAAGACACCCCCUACCCUUCCUUGUUCUGCCUGUACUGCUUGCGUGCGGCCUGGGAGCGGGAAUGUAUUUCAUGGAGUCAGAUUCGUCUGUAGAAGGAUUGUAUACACCUGAAAAUGGACGGGGGAAAACAGAGCGUGCACUUGUUGAAAAGCACUUCCCGGUCAAUGACUCAAGAGAUUUUCAGGCUUCCAGGCUUGUAACGUUCGGUAGAUCGGCCAGCGUCAUUGUGACAAGUAAAGAAAACAACAACGUUCUGAGUUUGGCGGUUCUGUCCGAGGUCCAGACUCUCUACCGCAACAUUUCCGGAAUAGAAGCACGCCUUUCUAGGACUAAAUAUACAUUUGCGGACUUGUGUGCCUUGUGGCAAUCUCAGUGUGUAGUAGGUGGGUACCAGCUUCUCAACUUUACAUUGGGGAAAGAUGAAAACACGACGAUUGGUUACCCCUGGACAAAUCUACCUGAUGGCACUCGGCUUUUCAGUGGAGCCACCCUGGGAGGGGUAACUCUCGAGUCGGGAUCGGAGGACGUCAGCACCGCUGCCGCCUUCAAACUGACCUUCUACCUACGCAGUGAAGAUUCGGAAGAUGACAAACGGAGCGAAGAAUGGGAAAAAGCCUUCUUGUCUUACAUGGACAAUUUUGAAUCGAACAUUAUCGACGUUUCUCGAAGCUCCUCUCAGUCCCUUGAGAAUGAACUGGCCAAAUUGACAGUCCGCAUCAUCCCACGUUUCUCCAUCACCUUCACGGUCCUCAUCACCUUCUCCAUUCUCUCCUGCAUGAUGCUGGACAUGGUCCGCACCAAGCCGUGGCUGGGCAUGCUCGGCGUCGUGUCGGCAGGCAUGGCGGUGGUGUCCUCCAUGGGGCUGUGUUUGUACUGUGGGGUCAAAUUCACCAGCGUGGUGGCCUCCAUGCCGUUUCUCAUCGUAGGCAUCGGUGUGGACGACAUGUUUAUCAUGCUGGCGGCCUGGAGGAAGACCCAUCCUGGAGGUAGCGUGGAGGAGCGAAUGGGCGAGACGUACGCGGAGGCUGCGGUCUCCAUCACCAUAACAACCGUCACGGACGGACUGGCCUUCGGCAUCGGCGCCAUCACAGUGUUCCCGGCCAUCCGCAUUUUCUGCAUCUAUACUGGGGUAGCCGUACUUUUUGAUUACUUCUUCCAAGUAACCUUCUUCGGUGCCUGCAUGGUAUAUGUAGGACGCCGUGAGAAAGGCAACCGGCACGCAGCUACCUGUAUGCGGGCCGCUACUCCCAAAGAGGCCGAAGACAGGUCGGGUUGCUAUCGCGUUUUCUGCACAGGAAACACAAUGGCGGGAGUUAACGAGAAGGGGGAAUUUUUGAGUAGCGACCACGCUGUCAUGGUCUUUUUAAAAGAUUAUUUGGGGCCUUUCAUUACCAAACCAUGGGUUAAGGUUGUGGUCAUGUUAGUGUUUACCGGGUACUUAGGUGGCGCUAUAUGGGGAUGUACACAGGCAAGAGAGGGCAUUCGUCUCAGUAACCUUGCUGCUGAUGACUCCUAUGUUGUGAGUUACAACAACAAAGAUGAUCAGCAUUAUAUGUCUUAUGGUGCCAAAAUUUCUGUCGUCUUCACUGAUGAGUUAGAAUAUUGGGAUGUCACCGUCCAAAAACAAGUUGCCAAUGCUCUCAGUCGAUUUGAGGAAACGGACUUUACCUCAGGGAAAAACGAAUCGGAAUCUUGGUUACGUGAUUACCUAGAUUUCAUCGAUCAGUUCUCAAGUAUCAUCCCAGGUCUGAAUGCCUCAAGCAAAUUGCCAUUUAUUAUAAACCUUAAAGAUCGUUUUCUUACAGACCCUCGCUUCAAACGGUAUGAGCUCGAUAUCCAGUUCAACGACAACAAGAGUAAAAUUCUCGCCUCUCGUUUCCUCGUUCAAACGAAAGAAAUUACAAAUUCUGUCCGUGAGAAGGAUUUGGUAAUCAAGAUGAGAGAACUUGCUGAUCAGGGCCUUUUCCGAACCACGGUUUACCACCCUAGCUUUAUAUUCUAUGAUCAGUACAUCGCCAUCGUUCCCAACACCCUGCAGAACUUGGGUAUCGCCACAGCCACCAUGUUCGUGGUGGCCCUUGUCCUCGUGCCCCACCCCGUCUGUUCCGUCUGGGUGACCCUGUCCAUCGCGUCCAUCUGUACCGGGGUGGUCGGGUACAUGACCUUCUGGGACGUCAAUCUAGACGCCAUUUCCAUGAUCAACAUCAUCAUGUGUAUCGGAUUUUCAGUCGACUUUUCGGCUCACAUCACUUACGCCUUCGUAUCCUGUAAAGAAGACAGUAGUAAUGCUAGAUCGGUGUUUGCCCUGUACAGUCUAGGCAUGCCCAUCCUGCAAGGUGCCCUGUCCACAAUACUGGGCGUGGCAGCCUUGUCGACGGCUCCCUCGUACAUCUUCCGCACGUUUUUCAAAACGAUGUUCUUAGUAAUUCUGCUGGGGGCUCUGCAUGGGCUAGUUAUCCUUCCCGUGGUGCUCACUUUCGUAGGACAAGAUGUUUGUGGAAACAAGCGCAAGUAUUCGGUGGACAACAAACCUCCACCUGACGACCAGAAUUGUUUCAAAAGUCCGCACGGACAAGAUGGCAAGUUGGAAACGCAGCCAAAAGAUGGUGAUGUGGAACUCGCGAAUUAUCGGUGCAACAGUGGAAAUACUACACACCUACCCACACCGAGUCAGUAUACAAACCCUUCUUUUGAACCGGACGGCAAAUAGAACUCUCGCAAGCACGCGCAGAGAGUAUUAAGGACAGAUAAACUAUACCCAAACUAGAGAAAUAUAUGUGUAUGAUUGCAAACGAUCUUGGCAUUUACCUUGGGUGUUGCAUUGACUUAAUCAUUGGUAUACAUGUAUAUACAUUUCGUGUCUUGCAUACUUCGCGCAGAUAGAUAGGUAGGUAGGUAGAUAGCCUCUAGCGACCAGCGUAGGUAUCUCAGUGUGCUCCUCGGAGAUCAUCAUAUUUGGUAUACGUCAUCAUAAUGGUAUCUCCCAGUAGUACCUUGCGCGCAGCGAGGUGCAGCAGGGCGCGUCCUGUGGAAGCCUACUACUGGGUGCCAGACCCACGCUACCUUAGUGGCCUAGUACAGAGUUAGCAUUCUAUCGUUAAAUUCUUUAUCGUAGUUAACUUUCAGAAUUUUUGUAAAAAAUCUUUUAGAAAAAUGCCUGAUGUUUUUUUUGUUUUUGAGCCUCACGAUGUGUUGCCAAAGGACUCUAAUUGUUUCUGUCACCUGAGAGGCGCGAUGCCGUGUUCAGGUUGACUUCUAGAACAAAGAACCUGUCAAUUCUGUAGUUUAGGCCAAAUAGAAGAUGAAAUACAUUUCACCAUAGAUUGCCCCUUGUAUAGUAGAGAU